Messenger RNA from Ordospora colligata OC4, 291 nucleotides. RefSeq names its product subunit Rpb11 of RNA polymerase II. Gene Ontology annotation, biological process: DNA-templated transcription. The record is from RefSeq and is a predicted model, not a curated record. The coding region runs from base 1 to 291 and encodes 96 amino acids. Gene Ontology annotation, cellular component: RNA polymerase II, core complex. The transcript has a single exon. Lineage: Eukaryota; Fungi; Microsporidia; Ordosporidae. Gene Ontology annotation, molecular function: DNA-directed RNA polymerase activity; protein dimerization activity.
AUGUCAGAUCAAAGCAAAGUGCUGAUGAGCUAUGUGGGAAGCACACGCAACACUGUAGAGCUCAAGAUAUACAAUGAAACACACACGCUUGGGAGUAUGCUGUCUGAAAGACUCCUUGAGGAUAAAAGAUGUUUGUUUAGUGCAUAUAAGAUAGAUCAUCCUACAGACAGCCACUUGCUUCUGAGAAUCACAGCAGAACGGGAAUAUCCAGUGAAGAAUCUAUUGUUAGAUACACUCAGAAAAAUAGAAGAAGAUACUGCCUCACUGAUAUAUCAGCUCAAGGAGUUGUAG